This is a messenger RNA of Seminavis robusta, 450 nucleotides long. The record is from the annotation of a GenBank genome assembly. Lineage: Eukaryota; Bacillariophyta; Bacillariophyceae; Naviculales; Naviculaceae.
AUGAUGACUUGGCGCCGAAACAAAGCUCCUGAUGAUGUCCCCCCUUCUCCUCCCAGCAGCAACACAAUGACUUGGCGACGGAAUCAAGCCCCUGCAUCCCCUAAGCCAUCACCAGCAACACCAACGCGUGCUGGCAACAGGCGCAGACGAUUGUCAAUGACACAGACUGUUCCCACUGGAUGGAUGGCCACAGCGGCUGCUACUGUGGCCCCCUCCUUUAUCAGGCCAAACACCCCCCUCGUGCUGACCCGACAAGAGUUCCUAGAGAUGCAAGCAGAGAGACUUCGAACUGAGGGGGAUAUCACUUUCCUGUUGGAAGAUCCAGAGCAAUUCGCCAAGUUAAAGAGUGAGCUGAGGAGGAGCGGAGCCGUGACCAACACAGUGUUGAAGCAUGGUAUUCAUUUCUAUGCCAGAUCCCAUGCAUUCAGAGCAGCACAUGCUGUCGCAUGA